ACACACACACCCCCACACACACAAUUUAAUUGCCUCUAAAAACCAGAGGCGCGCUCACAGGUUUAGUUUUUCAUCCACCAGCAACAUGAUUGGCAAAGCUGUUUUUCUGGGACUUCUGCUCAUCUGCGUGAAUGCAGGAGCUGAGGAGAAGUCGGGACAAAUGAGAACGCCCUCCUGUCCUGGCAUUGAGGAAAUUGCGGCGUGCCCUAUGAACUUCGCUCCUCUGUGCGGCAGUGAUGGGAACACUUAUGCCAACGAGUGUGCCUUGUGCGUUGAGAGACAAACAACCAGGAUGGACAUCAUGAUUGUCAAAGAGGGGGGCUGCUGAUCUGCGCAGCCGCCAGAGGGGCCAACCAGGACCUGAUUAUCAAUCUAAGACAAAUCUUGAAAAUUGCAUUUACCAGGUUCCAACUGUCUUAAAUAUCUGCUCAUGCAAUGAGUAAUAAAUUUCUAUCAGCAGAA
Messenger RNA from Mugil cephalus (flathead mullet), 462 nucleotides. It is a transcript of the gene spink4, whose product is annotated as serine peptidase inhibitor, Kazal type 4. Gene Ontology annotation, molecular function: serine-type endopeptidase inhibitor activity; protein binding. Lineage: Eukaryota; Metazoa; Chordata; Actinopteri; Mugiliformes; Mugilidae. The record is from RefSeq and is a predicted model, not a curated record. Bases 86 to 328 code for a protein of 80 amino acids. The transcript has 4 exons.